This is a messenger RNA of Aethina tumida (small hive beetle), 1340 nucleotides long. RefSeq names its product protein 60A-like. Gene Ontology annotation, biological process: BMP signaling pathway; SMAD protein signal transduction. The record is from RefSeq and is a predicted model, not a curated record. Bases 50 to 1270 code for a protein of 406 amino acids. NCBI's taxonomy places the organism in Eukaryota, Metazoa, Arthropoda, Insecta, Coleoptera, Nitidulidae. Gene Ontology annotation, molecular function: cytokine activity; growth factor activity. Gene Ontology annotation, cellular component: extracellular region. The transcript has a single exon.
UACAUUAGAGCUUGCGAUAUUUAACUUUCAGUUUGCUACUUGCAGCAAGAUGUUUACCGUCAAACCUUUGCUUAUUCUCCUCACUCUGAACAUGCCGAAUAUUGUUUUUUCGUUAUUGAAACCUGCAAUUUAUAUAGAUAAUGGAGACGGGCAAACAGCAAUAGAUCAUUUCUUGAAUGUAGAUGAAAGAAAGGAAAUGGAGGAUGAGUUGCUGAACUUAUUCGGUCUUCCCAAAAGGCCGCACAAAUUUGGAUCUAAACCUUUAUCUGGAGCUGCCCGAAAUUAUUUACUUAACGUUUAUGAGAGUCUUAUGGAAGAGGAAAAGGACACUUCAGCUAGGAGGAAACGAAGAAACGCUGAUCUGGACAUUAGUAUGGAAGAAGAAGCGAGAAUAGAAGAAAGUGACACUAUUAUGACGUUCGAAAGUAUCAAUUACCACGAUGCGAGUUUGCAACAUUCCAAAGGCAAACAAAUUUGGUUCGAAUUUCCAAGUAUGAGCGAUGUAGUAGGACUGGAGCUGAAAAUUUUCCAAAACGGCACAGGAAAAUUUAAACAUAAAUUCUUGAUCACCAUAAGCCAACUUGUGAUGUUGGAAGACAAUAGUACACACUCGAUAAUGUUUCCCAUUUUACAGAUGAACACCACGAAUGAUUUCAACGGAUGGCUCAGCGUCAAUUUAACCAGUUAUUUGGAUAACUGGAGUGUGUAUCCAAGUCUUUACAAAGGUAUACAUUUAACUGUCUCCAAGCCAAGUACCCCCAACCGUGAAUUAAGUCCUCACCUCAUAGGACUCGUCACUUCCAGAACCAAAGAAGACAGCCACCCUUUUCUCGUGACAUUUCUAAAAAAUACCAACACCAUUCAACCACAAAGACGCUAUAAACGAAAUGCUCCCACCACCAAGAAGAAGACUUUUGCUGAUAUUUAUCGGGAACCUCCAGCAAUUAGUGCUGGCAAAUUAUGUCAGAGACACUCCUUAAUUGUCAGCUUUAAGGAACUGCAGUGGUCGGAUUGGAUCAUUGCACCUGAACAGUAUCCAGCCUACUUCUGUUCGGGUGAAUGCAGUUUUCCUCUUCAUAACCACAUGAACGCCUCCAAUCAUGCAAUUGUUCAAACUUUAAUGCACAUCAAUAAUCCAGGAAGGUUUCCAAAACCGUGCUGCGCCCCCACAAACUUACAAAACAUUUCCGUUCUCUAUUUAAUCGAUGAACGAAAUGUUGUUUUGAAAAAGUAUAAGAAAAUGGUUGUAAAAAGUUGUGGUUGUCAAUAAAUAAAUUUUUUGAACGCUAUGUGAUUGUUUUAAUUGCUUGAGAAUGUUGUGUCCGCCUGUUAAAUUUAUA